CACACACACUCACACACACGCACACACACACACUCACUCACACACACACACACACACACACACACUCACUCCCUCGCUCGCGCGCUCAUUGUGGACCGCAAACAGAGAGAACGGAUCACACACACCGGAGAACAGAAUGGUGGCUUUAUGUUGGUAUUUCAGCUCGUUUCUCCUCCUUGACUCGGUGGCCUUGACACUGAGCACAGAAAUGGGUCACGAUUCAGCCAUGGAAGUCUUCAGAGACAAUGUCAUCAUCCCACCCAGGCCAGGGGCAUCCAUACAUCAACACAGUCAUCACAGGAAGCACAGAGGUCACAAGGAGAGGAUGACAGCAGGUCAGCUCAGGGAGAGGCCCCGCAUUACUGUGUUUCACACUCAAAAUGAAGGGCCAGACCUGGAGGGCCUCAGUCCCGUCCGCUUAGAGAUGGAGCCAGAUAAAAGACGGAUAAUCGCUCCAAAAAAGAGAACCUCCGUGGGCUUCGGUUCUUCAAUUCAAGAGCAAAUGAAUAUUUCUCCUGGCGCUGAGACUCCAGAGAAGGCAAUGAGACGUCCCUCUGGUCGCAGGAUGUUUGGAGGGAACAUCGUUAGGACUCAUGAUGAAGAGUCUUUGGCAUUGGGGAAGAAACGGAGGGUUUCUUUUGAUCAAAGGCUCAAUAAAAACUCCUUUGGGAGUCCCACGGAGCCAGUGUUCCCUGCAGCCACCGCAGGCUCCUUCUUGUUGCCUGUAACUGCAGCAGUAGGUGGGGAGCCCGCCACUAAGCCAACCCCCUCCAGAAAACCACAGGUCAAAAGUUAUUCAGGUGGAGAUGUGACACCUACUUUCGACAUGGCAUUCUUUGACUGGACUGAUUAUGAAGAUAUGAGACCUCCACACAAAAAGCAAUUUUCUAAGAAGCGAGGUUCUGACAAACAGGCCACAAAAAGCCCCAGCACUGAACUUGCGACACUUGCAUCAGAUAAGAGCUGCAAACAUCACCUUGAUUGUCUGCAGGGGUCUUGCUGCAACCUCAGAACGCAUGUAUGUGAGCUUCACAACCGCGGCUUCAACAACAAGUGCUAUGAUAGCUGCAUGUGUGAGCAAGGGCUUCGGUGCUAUGCUAAAUUACACAGGCAUUACCGCAUCACACGCAAAAAGGGACAGUGUGUUGAUCCUGAGGGUAUAAGCUUAAACCGCGGCAUGUUCAUUAUGGUUUAAACGAGGAAGGAGAGUUUAUCAUGUUUUCCUUUACAAAUGCAUGUGAUUAUAUUUUCCACUGUGUUGGGACAUUUUAUAUUCAUCCUCGUCCAUGUUCAUGUAUAUUCUAUGAUUGCUUUUUUAAACGUAAUUGUUUAUGGAAUUUGUAAAACAGCAGAAUUUUGUCAAUGCAUUAGACUGAUUAUGAUAUUUGCAGGAGAACAUAUUCUCAAGUACAGCUGAUUCAAAUUAAUGAAAAUUAAUCUCUUGUGUUUAAGUGUGAUUAAGAUUGAGAGACGUGUCAUUGUGAAACAAACAAACAAAAUUCUUAAUUGAACGUUAUUGCAUGUAGACAUAAGUAAUUUGUAUUUUGUGUUCAUGUGGUUGAGUGUUGAGUUAUAGAUUAACUUUACUUGAGCAUGCAAAGACGUUUUAUUUAAUGUUGCAACUGCAACAUCUGCCAGGUCCCCAGCUUCCAAUCGGACGAGCAGCUUUGGAAAGAGCACACAAAGAAGGACACAGGGGAGAUCUCCAUCUUACAUUAUUAAAUCAUUAAAUCUUCCUUUCAGCUCAAAUCUGAAUUACUCUACAACUGCUUUGUGCUACACUAAAAUAAUGCUUUUCAUCUUGCUCACUGAGAGCCAUGCAAUUGUUAUUAUAUUAGAAAUAUUGUGCUUUGCUGAUUUGACACUGGCAGUAUGUUUUGUAGUAUUCAUCACCAUCUAAACCCCACAUAUUACAGCUGUAGAUGAAUACUUCAUUCUUUAUUUUAUCAAGUGUACAUGGGUUGCUUAUUAAAAACAUUACCCUUC
Messenger RNA from Puntigrus tetrazona (Sumatra barb), 1986 nucleotides. It is a transcript of the gene draxinb, whose product is annotated as dorsal inhibitory axon guidance protein b. The transcript has 7 exons. Gene Ontology annotation, cellular component: extracellular region. Gene Ontology annotation, biological process: axon guidance; Wnt signaling pathway. NCBI's taxonomy places the organism in Eukaryota, Metazoa, Chordata, Actinopteri, Cypriniformes, Cyprinidae. The record is from RefSeq and is a predicted model, not a curated record. Bases 137 to 1195 code for a protein of 352 amino acids.